CUGGAGAGACCGCACGCGAAAAUGUGUUUAUUUUCAUUUUAAAUUGUAAGCAAAAGUUAAAAUGCGUUUCGCACAAAUAAUUGUUGGCCCUGCUGGCAGUGGAAAGUCAACAUAUUGCAGCUUUAUGCAGCAACAUGCCAUGGACAGCAAAAGAAAUAUUCAGGUUGUGAAUUUGGAUCCAGCGGCGGAGCACUUUAAUUAUUCGCCACUGGCGGACAUACGAGAGCUCAUCCACUUGGACGAUGCAAUGGAGGAUGAGGAACUCCACUACGGCCCCAAUGGUGGUUUGAUCUUUUGCCUGGAGUUCCUCAUCGAAAACCAGGACUGGCUCAAGGCCCAACUCUGCGGCGGUGAAGAUGAACUGAUGCUCGGCGAACCCGACGACGAUUACAUUCUGUUCGAUAUGCCUGGACAAAUCGAGCUAUUCACACAUCUCAAGAUGGGAAAACAGUUGGUGCAACUGCUCGAGUCGUGGAACUUUCGCACUUGCGUCGUCUUCUGCUUGGAUUCACAGUUCAUGGUGGAUGGCGCCAAGUUUAUAUCGGGCACAAUGGCAGCGCUCAGCGUCAUGGCCAACAUGGAGCAAUCGCAUGUGAAUGUGUUGACCAAAGUGGAUCUGUUGAGCACAGAGGCGCGCAAACAGCUCGAACUGUAUUUGGAGCCAGAUACACACAAUCUAAUGGGCGAGUUGACCAUUGGCACAGCAUUUGGCGAGAAAUAUCGCAAAUUGACCGAAGCUAUUGGUUCGCUCAUCGAGGAUUUUAGCUUGGUGCGAUUUUUUCCCCUCGACACAGAGGAUGAGGAGAGUGUUGGUGAUCUGUUGCUGCAGAUCGAUAGUGUUCUACAGUAUGGCGAAGAUGCUGAUGUACAGGUACGCGAUUUUGAUGAGCAGGAGGGGAACGAAGAUCAGGAGCCGGAUUCGUAAUGCGGCGCAAUGUAAUCAAUGUAAAUAGCUCAUAUUAAAUAAAAAUGUAGAAAAAAAUGA
Messenger RNA from Drosophila grimshawi, 985 nucleotides. Its product is annotated as GPN-loop GTPase 3. The transcript has 3 exons. The record is from RefSeq and is a predicted model, not a curated record. Lineage: Eukaryota; Metazoa; Arthropoda; Insecta; Diptera; Drosophilidae. Bases 62 to 925 code for a protein of 287 amino acids. Gene Ontology annotation, molecular function: GTPase activity.